AUGAGGUCCUGGAUGGUACUGCUCGGCAUGGGCUACGUCUUCAUGCUGUGGGGAUGUUGGAUGUCCUAUGUGAUCUUUGCCAAUUUGUGGUUUCCACCGGGGGCAGAGUUUUGGCUCCACACCUUCCAAUCCUGGGAUGGUCUCAUGCUCCCCUGGGCCGUCUGCUUCGUUCUAGAACACUUCUUCCUCGCGGUACUCCUUGUCUUUUGGGACGCCGUACACUCUCAUGCCAUGUUGCCAGUUCCGAGGAUGUGUGCUGCGACGCACCUACUUGUUCAGGAGUGCCCCAAAGUUGAAAUGGGUGUCGACGAGCUGCGGAAGUCGCUGUUGGUCGUCUUCGGCGAGUACUUGCAUCGAGUUCGCAUGCGUGAAAUGCUGCCUGUCCUUCAAUCUGAGAGUGGCCAUCGGUAUGCGGAGUACACCUGCGUGAGGUACGUGUACAGCGAGGCUUGCGAUGCCUUCGUCCUCGCCAACCUCUGCAAGCCCGAGGCCGGAGAAAUGCAUCGCAGGCUGCGGUCGGGCGGCCUGUCGGAGGCGGAAGCUGCCGCUUCCCAGGAGAGCUGUGGGCCGAACUCCAUCCACGUCCCAGUUCCAAGUCGGCUGGAAGCAUUGGCUUGCGAGUUCUCGCACUUCACAUACGUGUUCAACUCAAUCGCGAUCUGGACAUACGUUGCGUACACCACCUGGAAUAUCGGUCUCCUUUGGCUGUUCAUGACUCUUGGCUCCGGGACUUAUCGAGCGCUUGGGAUUACACGACCGAGCAAGAAAAGAGUCUCCGAUAUGGCGAGGAUGCAGAAAAGCUGCGUAGUCCUGCGGGAGGGCAAGUUCCGGCAGCUGGAUGUUUCGGAGAUUGUUCAAGGCGACAUCGUCCAAGUUAAGGGAGGAAAGGAUGCCGAACUCCCCUGCGAUGGCAUGCUGAUCAGCGGCAGCCUUAUCGUCAAUGAGUCAAUGCUGACAGGUGAGCCCAUGCCCAUCGCCAAGGUGCCUGUCGAAGACGUCGACCACUAUCAAGUGCACCCGAAGAGCAACAAGGCCUUUGCAGGGACCCGCAUCAUUGAGUCCAGAGGUGAGACAGAACACGGGGGAUUCGCCCUCCUUUACUGCACGGAGGUUGGGGCUCGUACCACGAGAGGCGAACUUGUGAGAAUGGUCCUUUUCCCAUCGAGUGUGAAGUUCAAGUACAACGACCAGCUGCCCACUGUCUAUGCUUUGAUGUUCGCAAAAGCAACGGUGUUGGUGAUGCUCCAUCUCUUCGCUGCCCACGAAGGUUCUCCCGUAGUGACGUUCUUGAACGUGACUUGCGCGAUCGCCGGGACCGUGAGCCCCAUGCUGCCCGUAUCGCUAGUUAUGGGGCAGUCCGUGUCGGCGAAGCGUCUCACAGCUGCCCGAGGAUACCAAAUCAAAUGCUUGCAGCCUGGUCGAAUCCCAAUAGCAGGGAAGAUCUCCACCAUGGUUUUCGACAAGACUGGCACCAUCACGAAGUCUACAAUGGAUCUCGUGAGCGUGCAAGCCACCCAAAAGUUGGACGAGACUGCACACUUCCAGCCGCUGCUUUGGAUAGAUGGUGAACCAGAGUCGGGCGACGUGGACAGGCCACGCGAGCUUCCGAAUCUACUACAGUGUGCGAUGGCCGUAUGCCACACCGUGAAGCAGCUUGACGACGGGAGCCUUGUGGGAAACGAGCUGGAGUGUGCAAUGUUGCGGAAGACAAACUGCAGGAUCACUCAAAAUGCCAUCAUCCUUCCAGAUGAAGAGGUUGAAAUCGUCCGAGACAUGCAGUUUGACCACCAGAGCAUGACAAGUGGCGUCGUCGUUCGGAGGUCACGAGGACAGCUUGAGGUCUUUGUGAAAGGCUCGCCCGACAAGAUUCAGGCAGUGGCCUGUCCUUCGUCCUUACCAGCUGACUAUGGUGCCACCAUCAGCGCCCAUGCCAAGGCUAACUACUAUGCCCUGAGCAUUUGCCAUAGAAGCCUUCCGGAGAAGUCCAAUUCGGAAGUGGGUGAAAUGUCGCGCUCGGAACUGGAGCAGAAUGUCCAAUUCUGUGGACUCUUGCUUUUCCGAAACGAGAUGAAGAGGGAAGCCCCCCAGGCUAUCCAGCAGCUCAAGGAAGGUGACAUUCGAUCUGUCAUCUGCACGGGGGACAGCGAGCUCACUGGCAUUGCUAUUGGCAGGCAGUGUGGCAUCGUGUCAGGUGACUGCCUGCUAGCUACGGUUCAGGAUCACAAGCUUGUUUGGCAAGACCCGGAGGAGAUGGACAUGGAAGGUCUGGUCGUCGGAAUGGCCGGCGAUGGAGGCAACGACUGUGGAGGUUUGCGCGCGGCGCAUGUUGGCAUAGCAUUGUCUGGUGCAGAAGCUUCCUUGGUGGCUCCUUUCUCAACUGGGAGACUUGAAGAAGGCUCUCAAGACGACAGCAAUGGUCAGAUCUCACUCCUUACCAUCCCAGACCUCAUUCGAGAAGGACGCGCCUGCUUGGCAACGAAUUUGGCCACCUUUGCUUACUUCAUCGUGCAGGCCUUCUCUCUUUCUGGCCUGAUGACAACGGUCCAUGUUGCGCACAAUGUCACUAUCGGAGAGUGGGUAUGGUUGAUGAAGGACAUCGGCUUUGGGAUGAUCAUGGUGUUCUUCAUGACGCAAUCCAAAGCCUUAUCGUGUUUGGCAAAGGUCCGACCCACCGCGACGCUGCUGGGAGCAAGAACUCUUCUCACUAUCGCCUCGCAAGUCCUCCUGAACUGGCUCUUCUUCGGCUGCGCGUUCUGCGUGUUGAAGGCAGAAGCAUGGUACGAUCCCCUGGAUCCAAUAAAUGACAUCUCCGUUCUUCCCCACCUUUGGAUGUUGAAAGGAGACAACUAUGAUGGUGCUGUUUGUGCUGUUUGUGUCUUCGUCGCUCUGGCGAAUACGUCUUAUGUGAACACCUAUGGCGGCAACUUCCGCAGAAGCAUCUUGCAGAAUUGGGGCAUCUGCGCAGCGAGCUCCUUAGCUUGCAGUUCGCUGCCGCUUCUCGAUGACAUCAGCGUGGGAGGUGUCGGCGAAUGCUUCCUUGGGCCUCAGGUGAAGUAUUGGCAAAAUCACGCAUCAUAUCUGCCCCAAGCUGGAGAUUCCCCGUGGCUGCCUUCGCCAGACAACGGCUGCCUUCCUCCGACAGCUACGCUGGAACACCUGCCACUCGAUCACCUAAACAUCAGCACUGGCAAAGGCUUCAAAGUCGGAGCCUGCAUCGGUCCCAACAACUGCUCCUAG
Messenger RNA from Symbiodinium sp. CCMP2456, 3237 nucleotides. The record is from the annotation of a GenBank genome assembly. Lineage: Eukaryota; Dinophyceae; Suessiales; Symbiodiniaceae.